This is a messenger RNA of Hypanus sabinus (Atlantic stingray), 5555 nucleotides long. RefSeq names its product laminin subunit beta-4-like. Lineage: Eukaryota; Metazoa; Chordata; Chondrichthyes; Myliobatiformes; Dasyatidae. The transcript has 34 exons. Gene Ontology annotation, cellular component: laminin trimer. Gene Ontology annotation, biological process: substrate adhesion-dependent cell spreading; cell migration; basement membrane assembly. The coding region runs from base 32 to 5398 and encodes 1788 amino acids. The record is from RefSeq and is a predicted model, not a curated record.
GAUAUCACGGUUUCUGAUCACACUCUACAGGAUGAGGCUGGGGAUUGUGACUUUCCUAACGUUGAUAAACAUCGCUUUCUCUGAGGAUGAUUGCAAUGUUGGCUCCUGUUACCCAUCUCUUGGAGACUUGCUUGUGGGUCGCAGCAGUCAGCUCUCCACUUCCUCCACCUGCGGCAUGACUGGGCCUGAAAUAUACUGCAUUCUAAGUCACUUGCAGGAAGAACAAAAGUGUUUUACUUGUGAUUCAAGAUUAGAUUUCAAUUCUGUCAGCUCUGCCUUCAGCCAUCGCAUUGAAAAUGUUAUCACAGCUUUUGAACCGGAUCGGAAGAAGAAAUGGUGGCAAUCCAAGAAUGGUGUGCACCAUGUCAGUAUUCAGCUGGAUCUGGAAUCACUCUUUCAAUUCAGUCAUCUUAUUCUUUCCUUUAAGACUUUCCGUCCAGCGGCAAUGCUUGUGGAGAAGUCAUCAGAUUAUGGUCAAACAUGGAAAGUCCUGCGAUAUUUUGCAUAUGAUUGUGCUCGCUCCUUUCCAAAUAUUCCUACUGCACCAGCACAGAGAGUGAACGACGUUAUAUGCGAAUCAAAAUACUCUGACCUUGAACCCUCUACAGAUGGAGAGGUUGUUCUGAAAGCACUGGAUCCACAUUUCCAAAUCUCUAAUCCAUACAGCCCAGAGAUACAAGAGCAAAUAUCGCUUACCAAUCUGCGGAUAAAUUUCACUCAACUUCACACCCUGGGUGAUAUACGAUUGCGGAGGCAAGCCAGACCCGAUGAAAAGUACUACUAUGCUCUGUAUGAAAUGGUCGUUCGAGGAAGCUGCUUCUGCUAUGGACAUGCCAGUCACUGUGUUCCAGUUGAUAACAUCAGAGGCGAUGUUUUCAGCCAGCAGGGAAUGGUUCAAGGAAAAUGUGUCUGUCAACACAAUACAGAUGGCAUAAACUGUGAAAGGUGCAAGGACUUGUUCAAUGAUUUACCAUGGCAACCAGCUGUUGGGACGGUAACAAAUGAAUGCAAAGAAUGUAACUGCAAUGGACAUUCGGACAGAUGUCAUUUUGACACGGCUGUGUAUUUGGCCAGUGGACAGGUCAGUGGUGGGGUCUGUGAGGAAUGUCAGCACAAUACAAUGGGUAAUAACUGUGACCAGUGCAGGCCCUUCUUCUACCAAGACUCUGGGAGAUCAAUUUCUGACCCAUAUGCAUGUGUCCCCUGUAACUGUGAUCCCGAAGGCUCAGUGAACAACGGGAUGUGUGAAAGUCACUCAGAUCCAUAUCUUCAUACCAUUGCCGGCCACUGUAUCUGUAAAAGAAACGUUGAAGGGAGAAGAUGUGAUCAGUGUCGGUCUGGGUACUUUGGCCUAAGUGCUGGUAAUGCUGAAGGCUGUGAGGAUUGCCGGUGUGACACACGAGGCAGUGUAUCAUCAGAAUCAGCCUGUGACCCAGUCACUGGAGAGUGCCACUGUCUACGAACUGUCACUGGAAGGAAUUGUGAACAGUGCCUGCCGACCUACUGGGGACUUGGUAAUAGUGUCUAUGGUUGUUCCCCCUGUGACUGUGACAUUGGAGGGGCCCAUGACAACAUUUGUUCCCCGCAGGAUGGGCAGUGUCGAUGUCUACCCAACAUUAUCAGCCGUCAAUGUAACGAACCAGCGCCUGGUUACUUUUUCCCUCUGCUGGAUUACUACUUGUAUGAAGCUGAACUUGCGCGACACUUAGGCAGCGGUGCUUCUUCCACGGUGAGGCCAACGUCUAUGCCUUUGUGUGAUCAGUAUUAUCGACAGCAAGGCUACAGCUUCCGGGUGGAUCAAGGCAGACUAAUACUUGAGAAGAUUGCCAAACGUCAUCUGCGUCGACAGAGGAAGAGGCAAACAGUGAAUCCAGAUUUCCAGGUACAGAUUGUUUCCAGGGAAGCUACUCCUGAUCGACCUGCUACUUGGACAGGCCUGGGAUUUGCCCGUGUACCAAAUGGAAUGGGAUUGCAAUUCACUAUUGACAAUAUUCCAUAUCCAAUGGAUUUCACAGCUGCCAUUCACUAUGAGACAGAGUCAACAGAGGAUUGGAGAGCCUACAUUCGCAUUCAGCCAAGAGAUCAGCAACAAUGGAGCCAGUGCAGAAAUAACUUGCCCUCACAGGAUGGUUAUACACUCACCAUGCCAGGCACAGCCAGAAUAGCAAUUCUUCAAACCCCCAUCUGUCUGGAGCCACAAGUACAGUAUAUUGUGGACACUUACUUCAAUCACUUCUCUUCUCGGACCAGCAAUCACAUCUUGAUCGAUUCUUUGGGUUUGAUUCCAAGGAUUAAUUCCCUAGAGAAUUUUUGCACUGAGUCAGACUUGAAUGAGUACAGAAGAUACGAAUGUGUUGAGAUUGCCUCUCAGUUGGGAACCCAGACCCUGCCAGAAGUGUGUGAGAAACUGAUAGCCAGCAUGUCUGCUCGAAUCCACAAUGGAGCUGUUGCCUGCCGCUGUGACCCUGAGGGGUCAAUCAGUCCCAUUUGCAGGAAGUUUGGUGGUCAGUGCCAGUGUAAGCAGGGUGUGAUCAGGCGAUGCUGUGACUCCUGUGCACCAGGAUUUUACGGAUUUGGGGCCAAUGGCUGUUCAGCCUGUUACUGUGACCAUCAGGGAUCUGUCAAUUCCAUCUGUGAUCAGGUCACUGGACAGUGCGGUUGCCGCAGGAAUAUUGUUAAUCGUGCUUGUGACCGUUGCCGGCCUGGAUAUUAUGGAUUCCCAAACUGUCAGCCCUGUCAAUGCAACGGCUAUUCUGAGAGCUGUGAUCCUUGGACAGGGGCCUGUCAGAACUGCAGGGCCUUCACCACUGGCCCUAACUGCGAGCGAUGCAGUGAAGGCUUCUAUGGAAACCCUACUUUAAAUGAACCUUGUCAGCCCUGUCGGUGCCCUGAUAUUCCUAACAGUGGACACUAUUUUGCCCAUUCCUGUUAUGAAGACCCUCAGAUUCAACAAUGGAUUUGUAACUGCCUUGAAGGCUUUGCAGGAAUUCACUGUGAUAGAUGUUCCCCUGGCUUCUACGGAGAUCGCUGUCUGCCUUGUAGCUGCAAUGAUAACAUAGACAGAAGAGAUACAGAGGCUUGUGACCAGUGGACUGGCGAGUGUCUGAAAUGCCUGUACGAUACCUAUGGAGAAAACUGCCAGCUGUGCAGGCCCGGAUAUUAUGGGUCAGCAGUGAACAAGGAUUGUAGAGAGUGUUCUUGCAAUGGCAUUGGAGUUGACAGAAGUCACUGCCUUCCCGGUGGUUUAUGUACGUGUGACCAAGAGACCGGUCACUGCCCAUGCUUGCCUUCUGUGGUAGGAAGAGACUGCGAGGAAUGUGCUCCAGGUUUCUGGAACCUGACCAGUGGAAGAGGGUGUGAACCUUGUCACUGCGACCCGCAGAAUUCUGCCAGCUCUCAGUGUGAUGAGCUUACUGGACAAUGCCAGUGCAAAGGUGGCUACGGGGGGAGGACAUGUUCUGAAUGUCAGGAUAAUUAUUUUGGCAAUCCAAAGAUCCAGUGUAACCCAUGUAACUGCAACUUUGGAGGUACUAAAAGGCCUGCAUGCAACAAGACAACAGGAAUCUGUAACUGUCGUGAAGGGGUAACAGGAAAACACUGCAACAAAUGUGCCUGGGGUUACUGCAAAGAGUUUCCAACAUGUACACAGUGUCACCCUUGCUUUAACCUGCUGGAUGAAGAGAUUUGUAGCCUCAUCCCAGUAAUAGAAGGACUAUCCAACAAAAGCACAGCACACAGCAACAAACUAGGACCUUCCUAUGACAAACAGUUGAAAAAACUCGAAAAGAAAAUUGCUGAAGUUGCCAAAAUUCUGAACAGCUCAGUUGCUUCCCCUGAAACAUUUGAAAAGACAAAGGAUUAUUUUGAAGAGAUCAGGAAAAUCCAAAUGCAGAUUGAUCCAAAUGUGAAUAUUUCCAAAGACACGAAGGAGCUUAACAGAGUUAUCGACGAUAUUAAUACGGAAGUCGACAAGCUCAAUAAGGAAUUGAAUCGCUUGAAACAGAAGCCAGCAAUAAGGAAUGUGAAUGGCAACUUUGAAGACAUUAAAAUGUUCUACCAAAUUUCAAAAGACUCUCAACAGAAAGCAAAUGUUUCGGAAUUAGUGAGUAUCUCAGAAUCUACAAGAAAGGAUGCAACUGCCUUGUUAAACAAUACAUUAUUGAUUUAUAACAACGAACUUAAUGCAUUGAGGCAAAAAACUGAACUUUUGGAUUUGACAAAGGCAAACAACCUGAUAUGUGGAGCUCAGGGUAACCUGUCCUGUGAUAAAGAUCCAUGUGGAGGAGCUUUAUGUCAUGAUGAUUUUGGAAAUAAAAUAUGUGGUGGCCCAGCCUGUAAUGAUUUAUUGUUUACGGCAAGCGUUACAAAAAACAAAGCUGAAGGAACAAGUGAUCAGAUGACCCAACUCCUUAAUAAAAUGCUGAAUACAAUAAGCAAGCUUGAUUCUAUCAGAAACAGAACACAAGAAACUAAAGAGAAGGCGACCAAGUUAUUAGGCAAGUUAGGCAAAACCAAGGACGAACUUGAAAGGGAAAAGCAAGAAACUAAAGACAUCAUCAGAAAAGUGAAAGAGUUUCUCACAGCUGAUGGUGUUUCUCCUGAGGAUCUUGAAGCAAUUGUGAACCAUGUCCUUUCCAUCAAGUUACCCGUUACUCCUGAGGAAGUGAAGAACAAAACAAAGCAAAUUCAGGACAUUCUUUCUGAGAUUAAAGAUGUUGAUAAAGAAGUGGAAAGGCUAAAUAACCGCUCUCAAGAAGCAAAGUUACUUUUGAAGCGUGCAAUGAAAGCUGAGAAAAGAGCUCAAGAGAUUCCAAGCACAAAAGAACUGCAGAAAGAACUGGACAAGAUAAAAGAAGUACAACGAAAUGUUAUAGGAACAGUGAAUAUAAUCACAAGGGAUUUAAAUAGUGCAAAAACAAAAAUUUCACAGGUUAAUGACAAAAUCAAAUCAAUUUCUGACAAUCUCGUGAAUCUCAUGAACAAUAUAGCUAAGUUUCAAAAUGACAUUGAAGGACUAAGAAACAAGACAGAAAACAACAAGAUAGCAAGUAAAAAGGCAAUGGAAAAAGCGAAUGAAGCCAAGACGAAUGCUGAUGAGGCCGAACAAGAAUUUAAAACAUUGAAUGAAGCAUAUGUGAAAUUAAUCAAUCUGAGCAUACAAGAGAUUCCAAAGGAUGGAAAACAAAAAGCAGAAGAAUUACUGCGAGAGGCAAGUGAUCUGGCAAAAGACUUAGAAAGCAAACUGAGGAGGAUUACAGAACUGGAAGAGCAGAUGAAGGACAGAAAUAGAAAACUGAAAGAGAACUCAGAUUAUUUGUCCAAAUUAGAAGAAAAUGUGACAAGUAUUAAAGAGUUUAUUGAGGAGAAGAUCAUCUUCUACAAUAACUGUCUACCAUAAUCAAGCAGUAGUGCACCUUUUUAUUGUCAGUUUCUCUUCGUAACUUUUAAAAUUUAAGCCUUCUCAAAAUUUUGAGUAAAAUUCUUUAAAUAUAACAAGAUGAGAUUUCAUGAGAAUGGGCUUAUAUUCUGUUCUCUGCAACUGAAUCACAAAAGCA